Tyto alba (common barn owl) is the source of this 12481-nucleotide messenger RNA. RefSeq lists its product as uncharacterized. The record is from RefSeq and is a predicted model, not a curated record. Gene Ontology annotation, molecular function: lipid carrier activity. The coding region runs from base 1 to 12267 and encodes 4088 amino acids. Gene Ontology annotation, biological process: lipid transport. The transcript is spliced from 75 exons. Lineage: Eukaryota; Metazoa; Chordata; Aves; Strigiformes; Tytonidae.
AUGGCCAUGGGACUGCAAGCCAUCAUUUUACUCUGUGCUGUUGUGGCAGGAGCUUCAGGGAGAUCCUUGGAGAGUUUAAGUUAUGGAGCUUCCUGUUUUGCAGACUGUGUAGGACACAGUGCAUCGUACUUCCCCAGAAGAGGUAGAUACAGUUACAGGUAUUCAGCUGUCACCAGCACAUUCCUGCAGGGAAGUGUUUACAACAGCAGUGGCAUCUCUCUGGAGAGCACAGUGAUCAUUGAGGUGCAAGAUGUACAGAUUAAGAAAAGUCUUGCAUCCAGAGAGGAGCCUCUGAAGGAAAUGGACAAUCUAAGGGAGAUACUAGAACAGCAUCCUCUUCUUUUUUCUUUCCAUGAUGGGAAAGUUCUGAAGCUCUGUCCUAUGAGGAGUGAACAGACCUGGGCACUGAAUAUAAAGCGAGGAAUUCUCAGUGUCCUGCAGACAUCACAAGCAUCCACUGCUAGUGCAAUUGUCGAAGAGGUGGAUGUUCUGGGAAUAUGCCCAACCAGGUAUCAGCAAAAAGGUCCUAUUCUUGUCAAGACAAGGGACUUAAACCUCUGCUCUCAUCGGUACUCCGGUUUUACUUCUGUGCAGUCUGUUGUUCUUCCUCAUAUUUCAUCUGAGCAGCAGAUCCUGUCCUCCAAACUGGAAUGUGUUCAGAGCAUUAAGGAUGGGGUCCUGACAGAGGCUAAAUGUGCUGAUUCCAACCUUGUUACACUGUUCUCUCAGAAGGGCAGUGGGGCAAAGACACAGACACAAUCUUCACUGGAACUCUUUCAAGUGGAAGCAGAGACGCUGUACAAAAAAGUGGACCCCGAGGAUCUGUAUGUGACCAGUAUGCUCUAUGAAAGGGAAGAAACUGAGAGGAAAAUCACUGCAGGGGAAGUGACUGAACUAGUGUGGAAGCUUUGCUUGGCACAUAGUGCAAGUUUUGAGACUGCAGACCUUUUCAUGACUCUAGUCUUUGAUCUUCGACAUCUUUCUCUUGAGGCCUUAAAAGCACUAUGGCAAAGAUCUUCAUUUAAAUGCAGAGACAACUGGCAGCCACUAACAGAUGCUCUCCCAUCCUGUGCUACAGAGCCAUGUGUUGUCCUAAUGAAAGAAAUUAUAACUUCCAGAGAAGUUGAGGAAGACAAAGUGGAAUAUUUCUUCUGGUCAUUUUCAUUCAUUCCUAAACCCACCUCAGGCAUGAUCGAAUCUCUUGCUCCUUUGCUGAAGUCACCAGGAGCAAGCCAGAGCUGCUUCUUAGGAGUAACUGCUCUCUUACAUAGAUUUUGUUCAUCUUACAAUUCCUGUGAUGGUGUACCCGCUGUGCAGAGCGUGAUGAGGACUCUUGGGAAAUUUUUGGGAGGAAACUGUACUGUGCAAGAUUCAGAACGACUCAGUGAGAUGCAACUGGUGUUAAAAGCCAUUGGAAAUGCGGGACUGGCAGCAGCUUCACUAGCUCCUGCUUUGAGCUUGUGUGCUUCCCUGAAAAGUAAUCCGAUCGAAAUUCGUCUAGCUGCUGUCCAGGCCUUCAGGCGCAUUCCCUGUUCUGUGAGAAAUGAUUUAUUAAUUCAGCUGUAUCAAGCAACCAGUGAAGAUGUGGAAAUAAGGAUUGCUGCUUAUUAUAUAGCAAUGAAAUGUCCCCAUGAAGAGUUAUUUAAACAAGUACAAAAUACUUUACUGAAAGAAACAUCCAGUCAAGUGGGCUCCUUUGUUUGGAGUCAUCUCUCUCAGCUCCUGGAGACAGAUGAUCCAUUGAAGGAGCACCUUCGAGAUUCUAUUCCUGAUGAAAUCCUUAGCAGAGAUUUUGACCAGGAGUCAUGGAAAUACUCCUCAUAUUCUGACGCCACAUUCCACUCAGCUGGUGCAGGUGCAAAUAUGGAAGCAUCAGUGGUCUUUUCUCCUGCGUCUUUUCUACCACGAUCAGUCAUGACAAAUAUGACUGUUCACCUUAUGGGACAGGCUAUAAAUCUACUGGAGGUUGAUGUACGAUUAGAGAAUGCUGAAGCUCUCGUGCAGAAGAUUUUUGGGCAGAAUUCUGCUACUUUCAGUGACUAUUUUUUUGCAAACACUAAUGAAAAAAAACACAAAUCAGAAAACCCAGAGGAAACAACAGGAAAAGUCAAGAGGAAGAAGAUGACUUCAAAGCAGUACAACCCCAGUGAUCAUCUUGUGACCAAGUCUGGCAAGCCAAAGUUGAGAAAAGCUAACCAGAAUUGUCCUGGUAGAAAGUACAGUAAGAUGAAUGAGUUAGUCAAAAAGUUCACUGAGAGAACAGUGAGAAAGGAGGCACUGAAAUGUGAGCUAAGCAUGAAAGUCUUUGGAAAUGAACUUAGCUUCUUGGAUUGUGAAGAUUUAAGAAAAAAAAUGAAACAUUAUUCUUUAAAUCUGGCUGAGUUGGCUGUCCAACUUCUGAAGGGGCAAGAGGUCCAGUUUAAUAAGAGGCUGAGUUUGGCCACUGAAGAAUUGCAAUUUCCAGCAAUUUCAGGCUUUCCUGUUCAGCUGGCAGUCAAUGCCUCGGCAGCAAUUAACAUAAAAUUCAAAGGGAAUGCAGAUUUCAAACAACAAUCGGAUUUCUUUCUAAAUGGCUAUAUCAAGCCAAGUUCAUUUGUCCAGCUUUCUGUCCAAAUGGGAACUGUGGGGACUCUGGGACAAGCUGGCCUAAGCUGGUUAACAGGUGUGAGGACAUCUACUAGUCUUGACGGGGGAAUCCAGGUAAAAAAAGGGCGAGAACUCAAAGUUUUCCUGAACACUCCAGAAGAAUCUAUGGAAAUAAUUAAUUUCAGCUCUAAGCUGCACUUCACAGUGGUGGAUGAGAUGGAAGAUACAGAUGUUUUCCAAGACCACACAGAAACCAGAUCUUGCAUUAGAGAGGAUGUGUCUGAGAUUAUUGGCUGGCAGCUGUGUUCUGAAAUGUCGUAUCCUGACCGAGCCAGCGGUUUGGCUUUCCCCCUUACUGGACCUUUGAGAGUGGCUGUCACAUUAACUAAGCAAGACAGAGGCCUGCAGCAGUACGUUGUGGAAGCUGCAUAUAACUAUAUUCCUCAGGAGGAUUCAUGGAUCCCAAAUGAAGCUGUCCUUCACUUCUUCAUUGGGACUCCAAAGUCAGACUUGAAAAGGGAUGUUGGUGUUGACCUAAAUUUUAGUAUCCCACAGAAGAAAUUCAGAAUUCAAUUUAUACAACCUAAAAAAAAAAUCAAGAUUGAUGGGAGAAUUGAGUUUUCUAAAAAUUCACGAAUUGGACACCUGGAGCUCAUAGUAGAUGACCGAGAUGUAUAUUAUAUUAAGGGAAUGACUGAUUUGCAGAUACUGAGUGGAGAACACAGAUACAUGACCCAACUGGAGGUAAAACUGAUAAAGCAAAGCAGUCCUGUCGUUCUGUCAGGAAACAUCACCAAACAACUUGGCAAGAAGAUAGCUUUUUCAGUAUCCCUGAAUAAUUUAUUGAAGGAUGCUGCAUUUCUUUCAGCAUUUCUGGAGAAAAAGGUUGGUGAUAAGCUGAGACAAUAUUCAUUGGAAGGGGAGGCUUACCUUCCAGGUGUUCUUGGAGUUCACGUCAUUGAUCUUCUCCAGCAACAUGAGGGCUUAUGGUCUCAUGGUUUGAGGAUAAAAUAUGGACUCCUAGGAGAGGCAAAAAACCUUCAUCAUGAGUGCAGUAUGCGGCAAAAGAUUAAAGUGGAGACAGGUGCACGUGGCGUGUACAAACUUGAUAUUGGGCAUGAAUUUCACUGUAUGCAGACUCCGACCUAUAAUCACAAGGUUCACCUGAAACAUGAAGCAAGUGCAUCUUGGCUUUCCUCCCGGAUGGAAGUGAACUAUGGGAAACACUGGGAUGAAAUAAGCAACAAAAAGAAACUGCUGAUCAGCCAAACAUUUAAGAACAGUUCCAGUUCAUCUCUAGUCAACUAUUUCAUGGAGUUUACCAUCCAAGUCCUGGAAAAACAGGUGAAUUAUAGAACCCAGCUGCAGCAUUCACACAACUCUCAGGUUUAUUUGCAGAGCAGCACCAGCUUUGAGGUGCAGUAUAAUGACCACAUGCCAUUUGUGGCUGGGCUGCAAUGGAAAGACGCUUCCAGAAAUGGUCUGAAGAACUGGGAAGGUGGAUUAAAUAUAGACACCCCAUGGCUAUAUCUGUAUGCAGCUCACAAACUACAUCAGUCUCACCAUUCUACUUACUUAUUGACUAUGAAGCUGACAACUGGAAAAGCUCUCUCCAUCAAGAAUCUCAUAGUGGAACUGUUCUACAAAGAUCAAGACAAUGAAAAGGAAGGGAAAGUUCACAUUUACACACCAGCUACUACAUACCUGCAGGCAUCCACAUUUAAUCAUUUUGGGAGGAAUGUUCUGCAUAGCUACAGUGAAGUGAUAUCUCUGUGGAAUCAGCUUGUGAAGAAUGAGAUUCAUUUGGAGAAUAAUGAACGAGCCAAAUUUCUCUGCUUUAAGAUGAAGUGUACAAAAUGGGAAUUUAACUUCACAGCCAGCUAUCAGAAUCUGCCAAUGCCUAAGACAACAAACUUUUCUGUGAAGACUGUAUGGAAAGGUUAUAAAAGUCUGCCUGUCAUGCUGCGGUUUGAAGGUCAGAUAGAAGAGCGGAAGAAAAAGAUGCUCUAUCAGAAACGUGGAACCUUCCAUUUCAGGCAUCCUUUUAAAGUCCCCAUUCUGCAGAGCUUCCUUCUGCAGGAGACAUUUACUGUUGACAAAAAGCAAAGGCACUAUUUAUUGGAAACAAAAGUUUUGAUAAAUGGGGUGGAGGAAACAGUUCAAACUUUUACACUUGGUUACCAUCCUGAAAACCCCUAUAUUUGUGCUGGCUUAACUCAUCCUUAUAACUACAGGUUGUUCCCCAAAGAUGUUGAAAUAUGCAUAUUUACUCAAAGUCACCAAAAUGUGAAGCAUGAGCUUGAGACUACCUUGAAGGUCAAUAAGGAAGAUGUUCUCACCUUUCUAGGGAGAUAUCAGAACAAAUCCAGUGAAACAGAUUUUAGACAUCUUUUACGCAUGGAUGUAACACAUUCAUUCCAGAUUGAGUUUCCACAAGCAAUGGACCUAAGUGGGGAGCUCUUUUCCAGGCAGACUAAAAUGGAACACUUUGACUAUGGUAUGAGCAUAAAAACCAUCAUCAACAAGAAUGUGUCUUCACAGGCCCAGGCAGUCCUAAAGAGUUAUGGUGAGAGCAAUUUGAAUGGCUCUCUUUACCUUCAUUCCAGUGGAAGAGACAUGCUGAUGCUGGAGCUUGAUAUGAACAAUGAAAACAGGAAGAAUGCCAAAGUUGUUGAGUUGAGGGCUUUCCUGCAUCAGACAAUCCUGACAAACCCAGAAUCAAUACAGUUUGAACUCAUGGGCAAAAUAUUUCCAUCAAGACUUUUGAUAUCUUCUGAGAUGAAGCUUAAUGAAAAUAGGCUUCACAUGGAUUUCAUGGGAGCCAAGGAGCAGAAAGUUGGUUUUGUUUUGUCCCUGAAUGGAAGAAUCCAACACACAUUCGCUGUAUUAAAGGCCAUACCUCAUCUUCUUUCUCUAAAUGGAUUAUUGAAGUGCAAAAACAACAUUCGUGAUGGUAACAUCAAUGUGAUGGUCAACAAAACACAGUAUGGACUCCGUCUCAGAAACAGAAAUGUGUUUGGGAAUACCACCAUACACAGUAUUGCUUUUGCGAUGUUUCAGAAUGGCAGUCACGCAAUCCCAAUGGAGACAAAACUGAAAGGACACCUGGAGCUGAGUAAAGAGAUGAAAAGGGGGCUAGCUAGCUUCCAGGUGGAUGAGAAAGCCCUUUCUCUAGAUAUUUCCAAUAUCAUGAGUCAUGGGCACAUCAGAGUCAAUGGGACUUUGACCCAUAAUAUCAGCUUUUUAAAAAAUGCAGGACUGCCCUUGGAUGGCAUUCUUACUGCCAUGAGUGACCAUGGUACAAGAAAUCACACCAUUACGAUAGCCCUACAGAGUGGCAGUGAAAGGAUUACUGCUGUGUUUGGAGGUCACAGACUGUCCACAGAGCCUCCUAAAUCCCAGCUAUCUGUGAGUUUAAAGCACAACAUUUCAAAGAUAAAGAAACAUGGGAUCCCUUUUAUUGUGGAAGCUGCUGGCUAUUAUGAGGGUACUGAACGCUCUCAACAUGUUUUGGAGCCAGAAGGAAUUAUUGCUACACAGCAUUCAGAAGAAUUUCCCAGAAAGAUUGCUGCAUGGAUAACAACCACAGUGGAGAUGGAACAGCUUAAAAUUGAAAUAGAGAAGAAAACCACUGGUAGUGGUAUGGAAAUUUCUCUUUCACUUCACCAUGAUGUGGGAGGACUGAUGGACAUUGUUCCAUGCAUACUAGAGGUUGCUUGCCGUGGGGAAUCUGCUAACAAAGAACUUUCUGGCCUUUGCAAUGGAGCAAUUAUGUUUCAACAUUUUGAGACUCCAGCAAGAGUUUCACUGAAUGGGUCAAUUUUUACCAGCAACUUUACUGUCAUCUUCUUUGGACAUGUUUCUUUUCAUGACAUAUUUGCCUGCCUGCAACUCAAUGCCACCACUAACAUCCAGCCUCAUUUAGAAAUGGACUUCCAGCAUUCUUUGCCUUCACUUCAGUCUUUGGGAAUUGCCAGAGAGAACCAGGUGAAGGUGUCAGCCAUGAGAAGUGACAAGUAUAAGGCCAUGCUUGGUGUUGUCCUUGGGCCUUGCAGUUUAAAUGCUGAUGGAGAAGUGAGCCUGGCAAGCAAUGAAACAGAUACAGAAUGGAUACUUACUUUUAGAAACAAGUGUUUCAGCCUAGAGAGGAUGGGAUUGCCUCAUGCUGUAGCCUUUGGGGGCUCAUUUCAACAGAACAUCUGCAGCGUUGGCUUGUUAAUGAACCUCCAGUGUGAUGGCAGAACAGUUGAUGUGCAGAUAGACACUUCCUGCAAACACGAAUAUAUGCUCCAAGGGAUGCUCAGGCAUUCAGUUCACUGGCUGAGUCAGCUUGGGCUGCCUUUUGAAAACUCUGUCCUGUUAUCUGCAGCCACAGACUCCACCACUGAGGGCAUUUUGUUGCUGCAGGCUGGCAAAUGCAAACUUAAAGCUAGAGGAGAUCUGUCUAUUUGGAAUAAACCUGAAUGGACACUGGAAACAGAAACAGAAUGUCAGCUUCUGCAGGAGCUCAGUAUUCCAACUCAGUCACGGCUCACAGGAUCUAUCCAUAAAGACAAGUGUCAAGCAGAACUUCUCUGUGUCCUUGAAACGGAAGGCAAGACUGCCCAUCUCGAAGUGAGAGCAGAGUGCAAGCCAAAGAUUAUUCUGGCAAUUCAAUUCAGGCAUGACCUCCCUCAACUGAAGGAAAUCCCAAGGGAAAAUAAGGUGUCCAUCACUGCACAAAAACAGUUGAAAUACCAUAUUGGAAUAGGAAUGAAAUCGGGUGCUUGUGAGCUUCAAAUGAAUGGGGACUUCGACCCUGAAAAGAAGCUUCAGUGGAAAAUAUUUAUAGAAAACAAAUGCCAAACAAUUCAGGAUCUUGGAGCACCACUAAAAAUUGAUGGUUCAGGAUAUGUUUUGAUGGAUAAAAUGAACCUAGAUUCACAGACAUUGAUCACUGUUGAUGAAAAUAAAUUACAAGGACUCUUUAUACUAAAAGUCACUGAUGAAAGACAAGAGUUGGAUGCGGUGCUAACCCAUAACAUUCAAGGAGCUGCUGACAUCGGCAUUCCUAUGAGGAUGUUAGUUGAUGUUAUAUCAGAAAAAAACAACAACUUCUAUAAAAGACUUACUCUCUUCUGUGUGAACAGCAAGCAAAUUACAGAAGAACUGAGCUUUGUCCAGAAGUUGGAUGUUUUGUCUCUUAACUACAAACUUACUCAUAACAUAGAGGCACUGAAGACAUUGCAAAUAAAAGACAGGAUUGAGUUGCAGGCUAUCUUAAACCUGAAAGCGAUCAAGAGCUUUCAUACUAAAGUGCAUUAUGGUGCUUAUGUAACAGUUUUGGAAGGACAAAUCCAGGAGUUUGAAACAAGUACCAACAUAACUGGAAACUUCUAUCAUACUUGGCCGUGGCUGCUACAAGCCAGAGUCCCAUCAUCUUUACAGGUAGAUGUGUUUUUUCAAGGGAGAAAUACUACUCAGGAGAGAUAUAUGCGCAUUGCAGCUGGAGAAACAUCAAUCACAUACAUACUAAACUCCUAUUAUGUUGGUCACCAAGUGGAUAUCUUUUGCCAAAGUGUACAUAGUAGCGAGGCACUACAGGCGUCUGGAUACCCUAAGGCAAUCAACUUGAAUCUCAUUUACAGAAAUCAGGUAGGUACCUGCCAUUCCUUGCAGGUUUCUUCUGGCUGGAUUGAUUUUAUGCAGGCGGUACUGAAAUUCCUUGAAAAUGAGCCCUUCAAAAUGGCACUGUUUUGUUCUGGCUAUUUAGAAAACAAAGCCAAGACUAUAUGUGAAGUCCAGUGUGACGACAAAGAUAUAACUGUGACUGUGGAUGUUGACACAGACUUUCAGUUCUCUGGUGUAUUUGAAUUAAUGGCAGAGGUGAAGCAUUCAGUAUCACUUCUCCAUCACCUGGGACUUCCCUUCUUUCUUAAGAUGACAAUUCAAGAGGUCCUGACUGAAAAUGAAAUUGAAGGAGCUCUGAGGCUGACCUAUGAACAAAACACUAACUUCUCCUUUACCAUCAGUAGGAAAAAAGACCAACAAGGUGAAGAGUUGAAUAUAAAAGCACUCCAGACUCAUCCCUUAUUUCUACAGUGCUUCCCCAGUGCAGCAGAACUGUCUUCUAAGGUAAAUUAUGAUAUGAGUGAAGCAAAAGGCAAACUCUAUCUCAGGAUGGAAAAAAUGGAUUUCAGUGUUACAGCUAAGCUAACUUUCACUGGAGCCAGCUACACUAAUGUCAUUGAAAUAAUCCAGACAAUGUCCCAGUUAAUUCUUCCAAGGCAUCUUGUGUUUAUGACUGUUUACCAGAAGGGCAGCAGAACACGUAUGCUGAGACACACUGCUCUGUGGGAUGGCAAGGAGAUAAAGGUAACAGGCACUUACACUGGACUCUUCCCAAAGUUGCCUGGAGGUCAUGACAUUCAGGUGGAACUUUUCCAUCCUCUCUCCAUCCCUUUCCCAUGGCAUGCCAGGGUCAACUUUUAUGUGAAACAUUCUGCACGCAGUCACCGGGAUGAUCUUACUGUCAUUUGGAAUGAGAAGGACCAGGUACAGCAGCCCAGAGCAAAUAAAUGUCAGGAGAAUUACAAGAAUAUCAAGUGGUUCUUUUUUUCGUCUUGUUUUAAAGGGCUUACGUACAUAAUUCCUCUGAGGAAAAGGAAUAGGGAAAUCUUAAUGGAUAUAUGUUUGAGGUCAGUGGGUGAGAAGUGUUUCAUUUCACAUGUUCCUUCUACAUCUUUUCAUAUGGAUCAGAUACUAGUGUCAUCUUCUCUGAAGUUUGGAAGAGACCGUAUGAACUACAGAGCCACUGUUGCCCACCCAUUUAAUUACACUCUGAAGAAAGUGGAGAUCCAUUCCCUGUCAGAAAGAAGAGGCAGAAAGUACAACCAGCAGCUGCAGCUCACAGGGAAUGGUGGGCAGCCUGCUGACAUCCGACUGACCCUGGAGGAUAAAUCAAAGAUGAACAUCACUGCCUGGAAUGGUUGUAUGACACUCUCUUCAGGUCAGCUUCAGAGAGUAUUAAGUAUGGAACACCUGCAUGCAUGUGGGUCUCUAGAGCAAAGAUCAGCUUUGUUUAAUGAAUAUCUAGAUCUGAACUGGGAUGACAAAAAAUUCAAACACAAUUUAACAUAUGAGAGAAAUCCAUUCUUGUAUCCUGAUAAAUUUCAGUUAGAAGCUGUUCUGGAAAAUAUUUUCCUGACCUCAUGCACCAAACAGAAGAUUCUGGGUAAAAUAGAAACAAACUACUCCUCUUGCCUGGACUAUCAUAUGAGCUUUGAGUCCUGUGACAUUCCAAAUGCAAUUGUUUUCUCUGGAAAACACCAGCUCAACAAAGAUGACAUCAUUUUGCAAUCAGAGGGCAGAUUACACCUUGCUGAUCAUGGGAGAGAUGAGGGGUUGAUUGGAGUAUCCUUAAAAAAUCAGAGUACAGCUGAUGUGAAGAACUAUUCUUUGGAAAUUGAAUUAAGAGCCUUUGAAGAUAUCUGGCUAGGCCUGACAGGAACUGCUACUUCCUCAUCCGUUCAGAGCCAAAUCCUGGUGGAGGGGAUUUUUGAUCAGAAAGAGAAAGUAAAAUUAGCUGCAUCUAAAGGAGAGGAGUGUUUUCAGUACUACAUAGGGUAUUUGAAAGGGGAUUUGGAAGAAGGAAUGGAAGUCAGUGCUUGUACUGAUGGGCAACAGAUCGCUACUGUUAAUACCUAUCUCAGCAUUAAUGGUGAAAGGCAAGAAAACAUGGGACAAAUGACUCUAGCAGCUGUUAAUGGAAGCUUGAGCUUUCUGGCUCACGGAUGCGGGGAUCCAGUUCUUAAGGCUGAGCACAGACUUAAUGAAAUUGGGAGCCUUUUGAAAGCCAGACUGAUGGAGAAGAUAAAGAAGCUUGACGGAUAUAUGUGGAGAUUCAGGAGAUCAGUGCAGCAAGUUGAUUUUCUGUCUGAAGCAGCUGGCUGGCCUUCGAUAGCUUUGCAAAAGGUAGCAGGAUUCCUCCACAGUGUGGGUAGAGCUGUCGCCCAGGUGUGGAAGCAAAGUGGAAUCAGGCAGAUACUGAGAAGCAAGCUCCCACUUUAUCUGGAUAAAAUUCAAGACAUUGUCCAGCAAAUGCAGAAUGAAUUGCAAAAGCCAUUAGCAACUUUGAAGGAUGCCUACUAUGAUGUAACCUUGAAGCCACUGGAUGAAGUUUGGCAAGAGAAGACAGAAGAGUACAUGAAGAAAAUCCAGGCUUUUUUACCCAAGAUUGUAAAAGAUGUGUGGCUAAUGGAACCAAUCCAGGUGGCAUUAAAGGCUGUGAAAGCAGGCUUGGAUAUGACCACCCAGCAGAUGCUCAGGUGGGCAGAGGCCAUGUUUUCCAGAGCUGUGAGCAAGAUCCGGAAGCCCCUACUCAACCUUUAUAGUUUUUCAGCCAGGAACUGUUCGGUGGCAGUAAAACUGCCCAUACUUCCUAAAGCAGACUGCUCCCUGGAUCUGGCAAAUGUUACUAAUUAUCUCAUUGAAGAAAAGCUAAUGAGGCCUCUCCAGGACCUCUACAAUAUCAACAUAGUUGCACAGUAUUAUAGAUUCAAACGGAGGAUGAUGGAGAGUCCCUUUGAAUAUCAUGCUAUGUUAAUGGGGACCAAGCAUAUUAUGACUUUUGAUGGAAAAUUUUAUGAUUUGGCAUCAAAGUGCAGUGUACUUCUUGCCAAGGAUUUUGUUCACAAUACUUUCACUGUAAUACUAAACGAGGAAACUAGUAACUUAAGAUCACUGUAUGUGGAGAUGAACCAGACCGUGAUCACUGUCUACCCAAGACUGAAGAUAUCCAAGAUAUAUAACUUUUCCUUUAUGGAAGAGAACUGCCAAGUACUGGAUCAACCCCUUGAAAAUACCACUACUAAUUCAAGGAGAGAAACCAACAAAAUAGAAGUGUCUAAUCAGAAAGGAGUUUCUGUCUCUUGUGACUUUCAGUAUGAUCUCUGUACUGUCACUCUGGCUGGGUGGCACCAUGGUAUUUCAGCUGGGCUUUUUGGUACCAAUGAUAAUGAAGCUGGCAAUGAAUGGAUACUGCCUAAUUGUUCCUUUACUGACAAUAUGCAAGAGUUCACCCAGAGCUGGCAGGUAACGAGGAAAAAUUUGCAUGUAUUUGUUAAAAAUCAUACAAGAAUUCGCUGUCGAUAUGUGUUGAGCUUUUUUGGCCUAAGUGGUAAGUUCUCAAUAUUAAUGACCAAUAAAUGUCAAUCAGAGCCUUAUACUGAGCUACCUGUAUCUUCCUUCAUACCAUCUCACAGUAGAAAUCUUAAGAAUUCAUGCUACAGAUGUUUAAAAAAAAAAAAAAACCAAACUCCAAUUUCAGUAAUUCUGUUUUCCCAGGUGAACAAGUGCAGUCUUGUACAGAAGAAAGUGAAGCCGUGUGAAAUUACAGCUAAGCAAAAAGUCUGUAAAGUGUUUUUUGAAGAAUCACAUUCACCUCUUGGGAACUGCUUCAAAGUUGUGGACCCUGCGCCAUUCUACAGCAUGUGCACAGACGACACCUGUGACUCACAGGAGUUGAAGGCUGCCUGCAGUUUAGCAGCAGCUUUUGUCCAUUUGUGCAACCGAAAUUUUGUCCCUGUGGAAAUUCCUCAUCAGUGGUUUUUUCUUAAACUCAGUCUCCACUGGACAUUCUGCCUACAGUACCUUCUUACAACUGUGAUAUUCAUUGACUACAAAUUGCUAUAUAAACGAUGAUAUAUAAAUAACGAUAACUUGUACCACUUGAGCAAUAUUGACUGUUAACAUAUUGCUGUCUGUUGAGAUGACCAAGAACAUCUCCAAAAUUUAUUCUUUUAUUCAUCUGCAUUAUGUUAUUCCUUAAACAAAAGGACAACACCUUCUCUGAAAUUUGCUACAUGCUUGUAUCUUUUCAUUGAGUGAGAACAUUAAAAGGAAACACACAUAUAAA